AUGAAAGGAGGUAAAUCAAAGGCUGAUACGAAGAGCUCCAAGCUCGCUGUGAACAAGAAGCCAGCUAAGGCAAGCAAAGCAGCUGCGGCGGCUAAGGAUCCUAACAAACCGAAGAGGCCUGCCAGUGCCUUCUUCGUUUUCAUGGAGGAUUUCCGUCAGACUUACAAGAAGGAACAUCCCAACAACAAAUCUGUUGCUGCUGUUGGGAAAGCUGGUGGAGAGAAGUGGAAGUCCUUGUCUGACACUGAGAAGGCGCCCUAUGUCGCUAAGGCUGACAAGCGUAAGGUUGAGUAUGAGAAGACCAUGAAAGCCUACAACAAGAAGCUGGAGGAAGGUCCAAAGGAAGAUGACGAAUCUGACAAGUCUGUGUCUGAGGUUAAUGAUGAGGAUGAUGCCGAUGAUGCCAGUGAUGAGGAGGAAGACGAUGACUAAGAAGUUUAUGUUUGGUAGCAUUAUAUAGGACGCUGCAAGGAUCUCAAGCAUGUUCUUUUUUAUUUCCUCUUAAAAAUGUUAACUAAGCUGGUUAAAAUGGUUUUUCUUGUUUUCUUUUUUACUGAUUCUACGGGUAAUAGAAAAAAUGAAUGUAAUGAGAGAUUUGCAGCUCAAUAUAACUAUUUAGCUUUUUUUAAUAGCUCUAUGUUUGUUAUGAUCUUAAUGCUCUUUUUAAUCUCC
Eruca vesicaria subsp. sativa (arugula) is the source of this 672-nucleotide messenger RNA. Lineage: Eukaryota; Viridiplantae; Streptophyta; Magnoliopsida; Brassicales; Brassicaceae. The record is from the annotation of a GenBank genome assembly.